Molecule: messenger RNA, 3573 nt
Organism: Sinocyclocheilus anshuiensis
Lineage: Eukaryota; Metazoa; Chordata; Actinopteri; Cypriniformes; Cyprinidae
Gene: chgb
Product: chromogranin B
Exons: 5
Coding region: 1060-3303 (747 amino acids)
Cellular component (GO): secretory granule
Source: RefSeq, a predicted model, not a curated record
ACAAAAGGGCACUUUGGGCAUCAAGGGGAAAAGGGGCAGGUGCUCAAGCACCCAUCGCACCCCCCUCUGCACGUGCCUGAUUACACCUACUGUCCGUUACUUAAUUGAAUUGUCACAUGAAAAUUUAAUGGCAAAUUACUGCUCCUUCUCACUCGUGAACCAGAAAACAUUGUCACUAGUGCCCUUGUCUGGUUCUGACAACACUGAAAUGUGGCCCUUCCCUUGUUCUGUUUGAGUGGAUGAUAAAUCAAAGCCUCUCGUUUAACAUUCUGCAGCUCUUAAAAACUCUGACUGCCCCGUGACUGUUCAGUUACCACAGCAACUACAGCAUCCUAGGUGCAAUCCUUCUGCUGAAACUCAGAGCACCUGUACCAAACAUUAGUUUGCAGUUUCACAAUUCCCUCAUGACACACAUCAACCAUGAACGAAGUGGGCGUCUGAGAGUUGCACAGCAUUCUGUCUGAUUUCAUAGGAGACUGUUUAUUCAAUUAUAUAGCCUACAAUAAUUUACAAUAAGCAUUAUUUAGAUAGGAUGAACAAUUAAUUGAAUUAAUAAUAUAGUACUGCAGGAUCUUGCAGGAAUUUAAUGACUUCUUAUUGAGUUGCUGGUAUUAUAUUUUUCUUUGUAAUACACAAGAUCACGUAUGACUGGAAGGGACACAUGAGAUUUAUAAAAUAAGUCACAAAAUAUAUAGGGAAGACCAGGGUUAGUUUUCACACUUAUAUACUCUAUACUGUUUUAUGUAACUCGACACAUAGGCUAAAAAUCUUGGGCUGGAAGGCGACAAGCUGAAUAUGAAUAAAAAAAUUAAUAAAUGCACCGACAUCACAGAUCAGAAAAUUUCAUUAAAGUCUCAUUAAGGGUUCACAUUGGUCGUGACGUAAGCAACCCACAAACUCACGAGCUCAGACCCUGCGUGUCCCACCGCGAGCUCAAAACAGACGCAGCGCGCGCUCCGAGCUGCAGCACGAGAAACUGAGCUCCUCUCUGCUGCUUAAGACUGCAAAGACAAGAGCCGUUCCGGAUAACAUUAAGAGCAGAAAACAUCUGUGUGCAUCAUGAAGUUUGCGGCUUUAGUCUGCUUGGUUGUUUUCUUCGCUGCAGAUGGAGAGUCCAUGCCAGUCGAGCAGGACAGCCAAAGAGAGGACCUGCUUACCCAGUGUUUAGUUCACAUCCUUUCAAAGGCACUGUAUAAGACCGAUGAUACUCCGCUGCAUCCAGAAUGCAAAAACAUCCUUACACCAGGAUCAGGUCAUUCAUCAGUUGUGAAAAAGGAGGAAGACACUCUAGAACCAGUUCAAGAGGAGCUUAAAAAGCCAAGAGGAGAGUCUAAAGUCAAGGAGGAGGAACUCAUUGAGGAUCUUCUCAAAGCUAACAAACGGGAGGAGCUGGAUGACGAACGUAGCCAGGAAGAGUUCCCAAGUUUUAUGAAACGAAGAAUCUACGAAAAACGUGAUGAACUGGAUGAUGAACGAAGCCAGGAAGAGUUCCCAAGUUUUAUGAAAAGAAGAAUCAAAGAAAAACGUGAUGAACUGGAUGAUGAACGAAGCCAGGAAGAGUUCCCAAGUUUUAUGAAAAGAAGAAUCAAAGAAAAACGUGAUGAACUGGAUGAUGAACGAAGCCAGGAAGAGUUCCCAAGUUUUAUGAAAAGAAGAAUCAAAGAAAAACGCGACGAACUGGAUGAUGAACGAAGCCAGGAAGAGUUCCCAAGUUUUAUGAAAAGAAGAAUCAAAGAAAAACGUGAUGAACUGGAUGAUGAACGAAGCCAGGAAGAGUUCCCAAGUUUUAUGAAAAGAAGAAUGAAAGAAAAACGUGAUGAACUGGAUGAUGAACGGAGCCAGGAAGAGUUCCCAAGUUUUAUGAAAAGAAGAAUCAAAGAAAAACGUGAUGAACUGGAUGAUGAACGAAGCCAGGAAGAGUUCCCAAGUUUUAUGAAAAGAAGAAUCAAAGAAAAACGUGAUGAACUGGAUCAUGAACGGAGCCAGGAAGAGUUCCCAAGUUUCUAUAAAAGAGGCAACAAGCAUAAAAGGGAAGAUCCCGACGAUGAGAGAAGCCAAGAGGAAUUUCCCCAGAAAAGACAUUUUUCUGUCCUUUACAAGCGUGAUAAUCCCGAUGAGGAGCGCAGCCAGGAGGAAUUCCCUCUAUAUGAAUAUAAAAGGAGUCAUCUUCUGACCAGCAGAGAAAAACGUGAAGAGCCGGACUAUGAUAGAAGCCAAGAAUUUUUCCCAAGUUACACCCACAAAAGAAACCAUGGGGAUGGAGAAGAAGAGGAUGAGGAGAGUGAGGAAAGAGAGAAGCGGAUCUGGAAACCAUCACAUAGAUACCAUCACAAGAAAAAGCACCACAAACGCAGUGAGAAUGAGGAUUUUGAAGAACCAGACUAUGACAGAAGUCAAGAAGACUUCCCAAGCUUCAGCCAAAAAAGGAGCCAUGGGAAUGGCAGGCACUACAAACCAAAUGAAGACCUGCUGAACAAGCAUAUUAAUGAGGACUUAAACUCGCGGGAAGAGAGGUCUGAAGAAUCAGAAGAGGUAGACGAGGGUACCGCAAAGCGAUACGGGAAACCCACCCAUAGAUACCACCAUAAGAAGCACCAAAAACGGGACUCAUCUGAAGAGGAUUAUGAGGAAAGACCCCUGGAAAAAAGGUAUGGGGACUCAGAGGAAAGUGAGGAAAUGGAUAAAAGGAUCUGGAUGCCUACACACAGAUAUCACCAUAAGAAGCUUCAUCACAAGCGUGGCGACUCAACAGAGCUCAAGGAUGAAGAUGAACCCAUCUCAGAGAAGACUCACAGUCUCCAUGACUCAACAGACAAUGCCCUCAAGCGCCAUUCACCUGAAGAGGAAGAGGAGAUUGUUUAUGAGCUUAAUGAAAAGAGGCAUCACUUAACCAGCCAAGAGGAGGAAGAUGAGCUGAAGAAAGGACACCAGAUUUCUGCAGAGGAGAAGCAGGACAGGGAGGCUGCGUUGAGGUACCUAACAAAAAAGAAGAAUGAGUUACAGGAACGUCUACUUAACAAAGGUGACAUCUAUGAGAAGCGUUCCCCAUGGAUUUACAGAGGAUACUACCAUCCAGCCUGGUACAAGAGAGGCCAUAAGGUGGAUGAAAGUACUGACCAGCACCCCUACCAUAAACUAGAGGACUUUGCUGACACUCUCCGGUACAAAAGAGGCCUGCUUACUCAGGAGGAGUCACCCGAGGAGGAAAAGGGUGUCCCCCAACAGAAGCUUAUCACACCAGAGGAGUUAAAAGAACUUGAGAAACUGGCCUCUGUGGAUCAACAGAUGAAAGAGACAACUUAACCAUUCCUAGAACCAUCUGAGCCAUCAUUUUCUUGCGCUGCCUGAUUUGAUUUUCCAUGAGCUUUGUGUGUGCUUUGGCUGCUUUAGAUGAAUUCAUUACUAUAUGUCGUACCUGAUUACAACUGCAUUAGAAUAUUGUUAUUGGUGUAAGUCCGUGUUUAAUAUGAGAGUCUGAGAAACAAAAUGGUCUAUAAAAGGCUAAAUAAGCUUGAUAAUACCAUGUGAAUCAUUUCUCUCUUUAUUACAUCCUAAAAUAUUCUAAAAAAAAAA